This is a messenger RNA of Musca domestica (house fly), 3800 nucleotides long. It is a transcript of the gene croc, whose product is annotated as fork head domain-containing protein crocodile. Gene Ontology annotation, molecular function: RNA polymerase II cis-regulatory region sequence-specific DNA binding; DNA-binding transcription factor activity, RNA polymerase II-specific. The transcript has a single exon. Gene Ontology annotation, biological process: anatomical structure morphogenesis; cell differentiation; regulation of transcription by RNA polymerase II. NCBI's taxonomy places the organism in Eukaryota, Metazoa, Arthropoda, Insecta, Diptera, Muscidae. The record is from RefSeq and is a predicted model, not a curated record. Bases 653 to 2308 code for a protein of 551 amino acids.
CCUUGCCCUGCCAUUGACGUUGUUUGGGUGCUGUGUGUAGAGAUUUUCAUGUAUCCGUACUGACUCAUGGCAAAUGUUGUUUCAGUCACAGAUUCAGUGUCUGACGUGUUACUAAAGUGAACGCAACGUGCAAGGAGUUGUAACGCAACAACAUUCUUCGCUCGCUCAGUGACCAAAAAAAUAUACCUACAAGAAGAAAAAUAUUUUCUUUAUAAAAACACAGUUUUUCCUACGGCAUAACCGCAACGUUAAGAAAAUACAAAUCGCAAUGAAAAAUUAAAGAGACAUUAAAAAAUCAAAAAUAUUUAUCAAAAGAGAAUAAAAAUAAUAUUGAUAAAUAUUUGAAAAUUAUAAAGUGAAAAUAAAUUUUGAAAAAAAAAAAUUUUCCGAAAUUAAAGAACAUUAAAAUUGUUACUUUCUGAAAAUCAAAAACGUAAAGAAAUCGUAAAAUUUAUUUGAACAGAAACUAGUACGAAUCUUCAAGAUUUUAAAACAAACAGUGUGGGCAAUUAAACAUUUCAAAAUAAAAUCAAGUUUAAUAAUGUUGAAAAACACAACUAAAAAUUAGAAAAUAUUAAAAAAUUUCUUUUCACCAAAUUUCGAUCAACUAUUCGAAAACAUAACCAAAAGCAACUACAACAACUCUGCCAUCAUGCAUACCCUGUUCACCGAUCAAAAUUCAUUUUCCCGCCACUACGCCCAAACCGCCGGCUAUCCUUCCACUGCAGCAGCCGCCGCCACAGCCGGAGCCAUGACCACAGCAUCGGCUGCCGCUGCAGCCCAUUAUGCCUAUGAUCAGUAUUCCCGUUAUUCCUAUCCAGCAUCGGCCUACGGCCUGGGGGCUCCUCAUCAAAAUAAGGAAAUCGUUAAACCACCAUAUUCCUAUAUUGCCCUAAUUGCCAUGGCCAUACAGAAUUCCGCCGACAAAAAGGUGACAUUGAACGGCAUCUAUCAGUACAUCAUGGAACGAUUCCCCUACUAUCGGGACAACAAACAAGGUUGGCAAAAUUCCAUACGCCACAAUCUCAGCCUUAACGAGUGCUUUGUGAAAGUGGCCCGCGAUGAUAAAAAACCUGGCAAGGGUUCGUAUUGGACUCUGGAUCCCGAUUCCUAUAAUAUGUUCGAUAAUGGUUCAUUCCUGAGGAGACGUCGUCGUUUCAAGAAAAAGGAUGUGCUGCGCGAAAAGGAAGAAGCCAUGAAACGCCAGGCCAUGAUGAAUGAAAAAUUAGCUGAAAUUAAGCCGCUGAAAAUUAUGACUGCCAAUGGGUUGAUUGAUGCCAAACAUAUGGCCCAUGCCCAUGUGGCUCAUCAUGCUGCGGCAGCCCAUCAUGUCGCCGCUGCCCACCAUUUUAAAAAGGAACCUUUGAGCAUGGAUUUGGGCUGUCUCACAGGCAAGGAUGGCAUGGCUGCCGGUUUGAGUGUCCUUAAUUCCUGUCACGACAGUUUGGCUCAAAUGAAUCAUUUAACCGCUGCCGGGGCCGUGGACCAUCCUGGUUUUACCGUCGAUACCCUGAUGAAUGUCUACAACCCGCGUCUGCAUCACAGCGCCUAUUCCUAUGCACAUCAUCCAUUGAACGAUGAAAAUCUCAGUGUGGCUGCCUCGAGUCAAAUGCAUGCUCAUCAUGCCGCCGCUGCCCAUCAUGCCCAGCAACUGAGGCAUCAUCAUCAUGUGCCGCAUGGUCAUCCGCUUACACCCGGCGGUGCUAGUCACAAUGGUGUACAAUUGGGUGGCAUAAGUUCGGGUACCACUACAACCACCUCGUCGGGUAACUCGCCCACAACCAUAUCCACACCGCAUGGACCAGCCCAUGGUGGUUGGUACACUCCGGAAACACCACCGUCGGAGCCAUUGAAUAAUUCAUCUUCCGUCAAUGGUACACCCACCCAGUCGAACAAUAACAGUAACGCCAAUGGACUGGUCAAUCAAAGUGGCAACAAUGGCCACCAGCAAAAUAAUCAACAUCACCAUUCGACAGUGACCAGUAGUCCCAACUCCUUGGCUGCCGGCCAUACAUCUUUGGGUUUCCGUGACAUGAUUUUCGAACAGAAUCAAGUGUGUCACAUGGACACCGGCAGUCCGGCGGGUAGUAUCCAGUCGGCCAGUCCACCCGCUCCUGCCGCCGUCUCCAGUUCAGCUGUUUCCACAAAUGCUGCCGCUGCCGCCUUAAUCAGUUCACAUCAUCAUCACCAUCAUCAUCAUCAUGCUCUAAGCGGGAAUUUUGGCAACCUAAGUAAUCUCAGUAAUCUCUCGCACUACCGAUCCCAUGUGGGUCAUUACCAGGACUAUGGCAUUAAAUAUGGAGUUUAAGUGAAAGUUGAAAUCGCCCAGCUAAACUUCUGCAAGAGAAGUCGGGGAUUUUUGAUCUGUCGCCACAAGUUUGGGAUUUUUUUCAGAGAAAUUCUUUAAACUCUUUAGUGUGUGUGUGUGUGUAAGUAACUGCGUUUCAGACGAUGGAUGCUUAGGAAAUCCAAAGCAUUUAAAUUAUUUUGUUUUUGUAAAAAAAGAAAGCAUUUUGUAAAUAUUUGAACGAGAGUUGACAGUUAAGUCUAGUUAAGAAAUAUUAAGAUUAGCUGUGACACUUAAAAUUGUUUCAAGGCAGGAGAGAAUAUAUAAAACUAGAGUUAGAAAAACAGGGGGAGAUUGUUUGGUAUAUUUUUGAGGAUACAUAUUUUGGUGAUCAGUCAACUAUUUGUAACAUCGAAUCAAUGUUCAUUUAUUUAUUCUGAGAUUUUUAAAUUUAAUUACAAUAUUAGUUUUGCGAAAACCGGCAGACACUAUGGCAGUUAAAACAUACACAAUUAGAAAAACUAAAGUUGAACGACGAGUUUUACUAAAAAAAUGUUUAAAACAACAAUAACUCAACUUUAAUUUAAAUUCACCAAUGGUUAGCUAUUUUUCCUAUUUAAAAUACAUAACUUAUUUUAAAUACCUGACGUUUUCAAAAUUCUGUUUAAUUCGAGUUAAUAUGAAAAUCGAUUUACACUAUGAAAUUAACACAUGAUUCGAAAUCCCUUUUUUUGUUUCAAUGAAAAAUUUUCUCAAUUUAAUAAAUGGUUAUAUCUAAAUUCUUUAUUAAGCAAUAUCUGAAAUUUUAAAAUUGACAUAAACAAAAAAUAAGUAAAUCAAAGUUCGAUUAAAUGGAGUUUACAUUAAAUUGUUCUUAUGAACAUAUUUCACUUAAAUUUUUAAAUAACUAAAUUAUAAAAUAAAAUAUUUCUCCAUCGUUUCUUCUACAGACACUAUUAAGUGUAUCCUUAAAAGUUAUAUAAAUAUUCUCAACUCUUCUUGUUAUCUUCAAUCUGCCGAAAAAAUAAAUAUACAUGUUAUUUUAUAUAUUUAUUAAGUAUUCUUUGUUUUCAUUUUCUCAAUGUAUUUUUAUUAUUAUUUAAUAGUUAUUAUUAACAAAAUUCAAUGCUUCAAAUGUAUCUCAUUUUCACAAAAUAAUCACUUGAUCGCAAACUGUACAAAAAAAAAAUAAACAUUGUAAAAAUUACUAGUAACAUAAGGAAAUAAUAAUUACUACAUUAAAAAAUUAAUAAUAAUGCUAAACUCUAAAUUAAAUUAAUAUAGUUAUCAUGUUUUUUAAAUAGUUCUUUUUGUAAGAUGUAAUUUUAAUAAUAACAAUAAUUAUAGUAUAAUCAUAAAUAAUGUUAUUACAAACAAACAAAAACAACAACACCAUAAAUAAUAAUAAAAGAAAACUUUUUCGAAAUUAUUAAAAACCAAAAAAAAAGAACAAUACUUUGAACAAAUAUAUGAUAUUAGCAAAAACACUACGUGUAUGUUAAAAAAAAAUUAA